UUAUUAGCGCGCCGCGGGCUUCGGGUGAGUUCGUGCGCGUUCGUGCGUGCUCGAUGGCUCGAUACGCGGGAGUGGUGGUAGUCGCGGUUUUGUCAGAGGGGUCGCGACAGUCUGAUUUAGCGGCGGAGUCAGGUUGGGUGGUUAGUAUCGUGUGGUGCGCGUCGCGAAAGAGGAUAGAGAGCACGGAACGCAAGAACGCGACAAAAGAGGUUGUCAUGACGUUCGCGUGAGACUCGUGCAUUGUGUAUCGUCGCCAAGAAAUAUGCCGAGUGAUAUCUGGUGCUCGAGUUGGCGAUGUACCGUCAGUGGUGCGACGAUGCAGUGCAAGUUGGUGCUGGUUUUGGUGCUGGUCACGAUUCUACCUGACGUUUACACCGAGAGCCAGGGACCGUCCCCGGAUUUCAGCAGGCACGCGCUGGUCAGGCCGCGCGUGUACCACGGCAGGACCAAGCGGCAGAUCUCAUCCACCAAAGAAAACGACAUCGAGCACGCGGACGUGCUGACGGUGGGCUUCGAGCUGGAUGGGGUGAAGCGCGUGCUGGACCUCAGGCUGAACACCGAUCUGAUCCCUGUCGGCUACCAGCAGCGUCAUCAGCAUCGUGGCGCGUACAAAGUGCACACGCCAUCGAAAGUUGAACUCUGCCACUACCAAGGCAGCGUCCGCGACGUUCCCGGCUCUUGGGUAGCGUUGUCUACGUGCAGAGGAUUGCGGGGAGUCGUUUUCGAUGGCGAGAAUCUUCACCAUAUCCACCCGGAGAAGGAGUCGCUGGACUCGAAACAUUUCGUCUACAAGCACAGCGAUCUCCUGAGCAAUCACACCUGCGGUUACGAGGGAACGCCGCACCAUGUUCUCGGCCGUGAACACCGCGGGAUCGUCAACAGAGCCACGAGGCACAAGAGAGCGGCCGAAGUGAUCCGAGGACCGUACAACGCGGACAAGCAUUCGCGAUACGUGGAGUUGGUCCUCGUGAUCGAUAAAAAAGAGUACAUGGCCCUUGACGAGAAUCUGGACAAAGUGUAUCACCACUGCAAGGACAUCGUUAAUAUAAUCAACGCUCUAUACAUGCCAUUGAACAUAUUCAUCGCCCUGGUUGGCGUGCAAGUUUGGUCGGACACGGACGAAAUAACGCUAUCCCCGAACGGGGACACCACCCUCUCCAAUUUCCUGCGGUACAGGCGGGAGAAGUUGGUGCAGGACAUGCCCAACGAUAACGCCCAGCUGUUGACGCGAAUCGUGUUCGAAGGAGGCGUGGUAGGGAAGGCUCUUAAAGGGCCGAUAUGCACGUACGAAUUCUCCGGUGGUGUCUCCAUGGAUCACUCGAACGUCGUGGGAUUGGUGGCCGCCACCGUGGCUCACGAAAUGGGUCACAAUUUCGGGAUGGAGCACGAUUCCGCUGACUGCGAGUGUCCCGAAGAGAAAUGCAUCAUGGCACCGUCGAGCGGCUCGUCGGGACCCACGCACUGGUCGACCUGCUCCCUGGACCAUCUCGCUCUAGCCUUCGAACACGGAAUGGAUUACUGUCUCAGGAACAAGCCGCAGAAGCUCUUCGACAGUCCGAUUUGCGGGAACGGGUUCGUCGAGCCUGGAGAACAGUGCGACUGCGGGCUGAAAGAGAAUUGCGACAAUCCUUGCUGCAACGUAACUACCUGCAUGCUCCACGGCAACGCUAGCUGCGCCACGGGUAAAUGCUGCGACCUGACGACCUGUCGCCCGAAAACUGCGGGCACGGAGUGCAGAAGCGCGGAGCACGAGUGCGAUCUGCCCGAGUAUUGCACCGGCCAGAGCGAGUACUGUCCAGCUGACGUGUUCAAGAUGGACGGGGAGCCGUGCAGCAUGGGAAAGGCGUUCUGCUAUCAAGGUUCCUGCAGGACCCACAACGACCAGUGCAAGUUGUUGUGGGGACCCACGGGUACCUCGUCGGAUGCGCAGUGUUACGACAUGAACAACAGGGGCACGAAACACGGCAACUGCGGGUACAAUCGCGUCCAGUCCAGUUACGUCAAGUGCACUGACGAAAAUCUCCUUUGCGGAAUGCUGCACUGCAAGCAUUUGAACGAGAGAUUGGAGUUCGGUGUAGAGUCCGUGGCAAUUCUGAGUCAUUCGUUCAUCAACAACGGUGGGAAGAUAAUACCGUGCCGCUCGGCCAUAGUGGAUUUGGGUCUGAAUCAAGUAGAUCCUGGACUGACGCCGGAUGGUGCAAAAUGCGCGCCUGGAAAGAUGUGCGUAAAUCAGAAAUGCAUGCCGGUUGCCGAUUUGCGCGCGACCGUCUCCGGAGGGAAAGCGUGUCCCAAUAAUUGCGGAGGCAACGGGGUGUGCAACAGUCUUGGCCACUGCCACUGCAAUCGCGGCUUCCGGCCACCCGAUUGCACUCAACCUGGCGUUGGUGGAUCCGAGGACAGCGGACCCGCAGACGAUCCGAAUGCGAGGAACGACAUGAUUAUGGCCAUGUACAUAAUCUUUCUGGGCAUCGUGCCGAUGGCUGCCCUGUCCUCAUUCGGCGUUUGGUAUUUGAGAAACCCAGGCCAGCACUGGAAGAAGGGCAUGAUCGCAACGACCGAUCGCGGCCACAAUGGACUAUCCAUCAAAACGAUCGAUCGUUCCAGUCCCUUGCCCCGUAACAUCGAAACGAUCGAUUCUAGCCUCAGUCAAGAUCCAGCGUGCGCGAGUUUAUUGCCGAAACCUGAAGCCGACGAGCGUUACAACAAUAAUCUAUUCGGUCAGUUCAAAGGCUUCACGAUAACCCCGAUCAAGAAUCAGUCGAAGAGCGGCGAGCCUACCAAGCCUGCGCCUCCUCCGCCCACGAUUCCAACCGUGGCGAUAAAAACCAACAUCAAGGCACCGCCUAAGAGCAAUCCGCCACGAAAUUCUUUGCUGAACACAACGUCCUGCUUCACAGAGUCACCCACGGCUCCCAUUUUGCCGCCACUGAAUCCAGGAUGCACGGCGCGUCCUUUGAUCAGCAGUCCAGUCUUAGCAGCUACUACUUGUACGUCCGUCGAGUUGGUGGCGCCGAAACCACCGAUCAGACCUUCUAUGGACGUGCCCACUAGACCUGCACCUGCUCCCCCGAUCUCCAUCGACCUUCAGAAGCCCCAAAGACCGAACAGCACGCCGUUGACCAACCUACUGCUUCCCGAGAUAGAGAAAAAGCCAGAUAAGGGUAGCACUCUGAACAGGUUGGCUUCGAUGCUUCGACCCAAUUCGGGGAUCAUGAAGACGGGGCUACAGGUGUCGCAGAAAGACGACAAGAACACCAACUCUCUGCCUAGAUCGCAUCAUCAUAAGGCAAACAAGGUGAUAGACAAAGAAAUACUCAGGAACUUGGAGAUCUCCAAUCCUAUACCUCAAAAAGAGAUCGAGAUUCCGACACCAGCGAUACCGGUGGUACCUACCACAGAGGCUGAGAAACGUAACGUGGUAUUGCGCGCCCAGUCCAUGAGAGACAGCAAAAUCACACCUAGACCCGCCAUUCACACUUUCGGUUCGAUGCGUCAGCAAACCACUCCGAUUAAAAGACCUACCAGUAUACCAGCUAGCACGAGACCCACGGCACCUCCUCCUGGUCCUCCGACUUCCACGACGUCGACUACGGCGACGACGACGGAGAAGAUGAACGAGACUGGGAAGAUUCCAGGACUACCAGGCUACCAGACGCCGCAGUUGAAGAGCACGCAAAAGCUCACAGACAACGCUUACGAUGACUGCAUGAACCUCGUCUCCGAGUCGUCUUUGACGAAAAUCACCGAGGAAUCGCCCACCAGCGACAACAUCUACGCUGUGAUCGAAGAGGCGAUUCCUGAGAAGAGUAGAAAGACCCAGACGGAGUUAGACAAGCGCAUAGACAACGAAUACAAACUGCCAAAACGCGUCGAGACCUCUGCCAACCCUGCCAACUUGGAGCCUAUGGGUCUGCUCUCGGAGAUCGUGUCGGAGAUAUCGAAUCGGAACUUCGAUUCUAUAUAUUCCACCGCGACCUUGUCUCGAAAAGCGAAAGAGAACGCAGAGACGUCCAAGAACGCGGAGGACUUGGGGUCGAACAGCUCGCUGGGAGCCUACGUGAACUCCAACCAUUACAAAUCGCCAGGCAGCAUUUACUCUAACUCGGCAUCCGGGAAAUUCAAUUCAUCCAGCUCCACGACUAGCUCUGGCUACUUGAAUCCGUCGGUGCUGAACGUGCCGCGGCAACAGUCCGUCAACGUCGAGUCGAAGACGAUCGACAAGAGCAAGUUGACGUCCCUGAAUUCGGCGAAUCCGAAUCUGAACGACGAAAUAUCGAAGGAGCUGGGCAUGAAGCCCGCGACAGGGGAUGUCUCUUUGAUGAAAACUCGGCCGAUUCAACGAGUCCCUGGAAGCCAGAAAGGCGAAGAAUCGGUGGUAGACGGCAAAGAGCCUGCGAAACCACCCCUAGGGAGGACGAAAACGCCACCGCACAUCGCCAAGGGUUCGACGACAAAGGAAGCAAACGACGCGACGAAAACUGCCACCAGACAAGCUCUGGACAACGCGUCGAAGUCUAAACCGUACUCGGAUGGAAACUCCAAACCGUCGAAACCAGGAUCGGAUGUAGGUCAAACGAGUAACGCGCAGAGUCCUGACAAACAGGACUCUCGUACGAACGUUAAUAGAUUAUCUAUGAAAACUGUGCCUUGUAGCCCUAAGGAUAACGGGGGAAAGUUCAACAGUCCUGACGUAGUGUCGAGCUGUUCGAGUUCCAAUCAAAGCAGUACAAAGUCGCCGGACGUUCUGGGAAACAAUCCAAAGUUUAGCUUUCAGCCGAAGACGGUUCAGAAGACGCCCACGAUGCCGCGUGGCAGCGCUACCAAGACGCCGUCCGCGCCGUUGAAACCGUCGAGUAUCGCGACCAAGACAGCUAGUCUCGCGGAGAAGAAGAAGUCACCUACUAACGCGAGCAAAUCGUUCGGAGUGUCUGCGAAAGAGUCGAUUUCGAAGAGCUCGCUACCGAAGGCAGCCCAGAAAACAGAGACUAAAGGUGCAGGAGACUCGGGGACAAAGACGAACCCAGUGCAAAGAGCAGCUACAGGGAAAUCCAACGUGGCGUCCCUUCAACAAAAGUUCGAAGCUAACAAGAACGUUAACGCGUCGAGGACGGUACCGAGCGCACAUAAAAAGACGGUUGGGAAGACGAUAGAGAUGACAGGUGUCAAAAAGUAAUAAACGAACGUGUAGGGACUGCGCGAGAUAUUCUAGUCUGUCGUUGAUUCACUUUCAGACGAAGUGAAGACGUACGAGAUACGUCCGAACGAUAUUUCUAUGAUUUUAUUUUAUUUAAAGAGAUCGUAUGGGAAAGCAAAAAGCCUAUAGAGCAGUGGUUCUUAGCCAUUCUAAGCUCACGGCACAGUUUAGAAGGACAUUCUUCGUUUCUUCGAGUCAACUCAAUUCAAACAGUUUGUGAAAGGGAGACAUAGCUCUUCUUGGUCGUAAUUGUAGUAAAAAGUUAACGCUUAAAUGUUUUAUAGGUUCUUAAAUUUGUACUACAAUUAUUCAGAAUUAGGAACUGUGCUAGGAGUUUCUUCUAUAAACUGUGCCGUGAGCACAAUAAGAUAGAGGCUCGUCUCCAAAAUUGCGCUUCUAAUUACAUUCGCGGCGCAGUGGUUGAGAACCACUGGUACGGUGCAACGAUCAUGAACCUUUGACUGAAGUUAUCGAGAGAGAAACAAUCGAUCGAGCAACUUCGCGACUGGAAUUUUUGUAUUUACUGCCGGAAUACCAAGAUGUAGCGUCGUUGGGUAAAAAUCAAGUGGACGAUUCGUAGGCCAAUUGAAUUUACUCCAACCCUAGGUUGUGUCAGCCGUGAAGUUCGCGGCGUUAUACAGAAUGUACCAGAUCACAUGGUUUCAAUAGAAAUCACCUCCUUUCGGGUUGUACCCCGAUAUUUUGGGACACCCUGUAUUACCACUGUAAAUAGUAGUUACUUAAAAAUUCUAAUAUUUUUUGUAGACAUCAUCCAUUUACCGGUAACGUUCGGAUAUACAUGAAACACUAACGAUCGUCGGGAUAUUUAUCGUAAGAGGAUUUUUUAAACGAGAUGACAAAGUGAGCAAUAAUUUAUUUUGAAAAAGUUUCGCUCGAGUAACGCAAGAGGAACGCGUAAGAAAUUAUUGAACUCUGUGAUAUACGUGUAACGAAAGAUAGCACAGAAACAUCAUCGUACCGUACGUAUUAUAAUAAAAUAGCAGAUUAUAGACGCGACCAAAUUUAUCAUUUUAUAAACAUAGAAAGUUUUCAAGGACGAAUUAGUCUCUCGAGAGGAAAAUCAUAUCUCAGAAAAAAAAAAAAAGAAACAAAAUGGACUGUAUAUGGAGCAGCUUGUUCACUUUCCAAAGACUAAACGUUAAAGUCCACCUUCGUGAAUGCAAUUGUACCUUCGAGAUUCCCCCGCGAAUCAAAAAUUUAAACGCGACUAGCCAGCGAACUUAAACGUUAGUGUCCGCUAGAGUAAACGCCUAUAAUCUAAGCAAAAGCGGGAUUUCUUCUACGACGAAGUACGACUAGAGUACAACGGUAGGAAUAUUUUGCUUAAACAGCACGACUUCGGUUGUCCCGUUACUCUCGUUUUACACGUAUCUUUCUUUUUCGUUUUGCUUUUUUUUUUUUUUUAAUAUAUAUAGACUCACGUUCGGGACUGAAUCGGCCUCGAACGCAUUGACGAUGGACGAGUUUCGGGCACCGAUGUCUGAUCGCUAACUCUAGCAUCGUUAGACACGCAAAGACUAAAAAGAAAACAACUAUUUAUUUGACUGACCGAUAUGUAAAUAUGUUUAUAAUGUAACAUAGAUGUAAGUCACAUUUUGUACAAUGUACCUUCGUGCUCGCUAAGUUAAUUCGUGGACUACCCACCCUUGAACGCAUACAUGCGACUUCAGCAUUUAGCUUUUUAACUGUGUCUCGUUCGAUUUGUUGUUAAGCGCGUAAGUUUCGCCUGUACCUCUCUUUUCCCAUCUACCCUCAAAAAAAAAAAAAAAGAACAAAGAAGACGAAAAAGAAGAAGAAGAAGAGGAAAAAGUAAAGGUUUUAUUGAACGGUACAGUUGUAAAAUAUUUGUGCAUUUAUUAUUUACACGAAGCGAUCUCUCUCUCUCUCUCUCUCUCUCUCUCUCUCUCUCUCUCUCUCUCGUGAUGUAUUUUUACUUGUAUACGAUUGUUCGCUUUUAAUUUAUACAGUUCCUAUGUACAGACGUUUCGAUGCGUUGAAAUUACUUUUUCUUCAUUUCUUUAGAAAUCGCAACUUUUAAGUUCAAUAAAGCUUUUCGACAAUAUCCAUCCACUAGGCGUGUCGUUUAUAGUCGCUCACCGCUUUCGUUCGUUAUGUUUUUCGCGCAAUAGCAUCGUAUGUAUUGCUCUGAUGUAAAGACAAUCAAAUGUUUCGCACACGGCAUAUACGACUACAAAGAGAAAAAUAUCUGUCGAGGAAGCCUUGACCGACGAAAGAUAUCAUUUUUAAGAGUACCAUUCGUUUUCGAACACGUUUUAAAUUGAUUAGACGAGGUUCGUUAAAUGCAAUCGAGCAGCUACUAUGGAAAUUCUAUGAUUCUGUUGGCAAUUGUUUUGCAGCUUAUUGUAGUUAACAGAUACCGUCGCAUUCUACGUUCAAUACCAAAGAUAAAUCGCAUUCUACGUGUUAAACGGCCAAGAUGUAGACUACUUAAACGUUGUCUUGAAACUUGUACAUUUCCCAAUCCAUGGAAUCGUUAGAAUAAAUUCUUUAUUCCACGCAUGCGAUUUCUGAAUCAUUGACGCCGUGAUCGAAAGAAGAGGUAGGUAAAUAAAUUGUAUCUAUAGCAUAGCAUCGAAAUUAGAAAGAAAAUAAAAGAAGGAAUUGCAUUCGUAAAUUUUGUGUAUAUAACAAAAGAAUGUGGUUCGCGUAGUCCUAAGCUGUACAAUCCGCUCGCAUAAUUAUUUUUAUAAGUAACAUUACGCGAAUAAGCUUUCUUCCAUUAUUUGUUGAUUCUUUUUUUCCACAUGUUUUGCUGAUCGAGCGCUUAAUUUAACGUUGAUUCGUUUAUUUUAAUUCCAUAGAACUCGGGCAUUCUUGUACGAAAAUUGUAAUAAAUGGAAUCAGCUGUGACAAUCGACGUGGCUUCGAAAAAGCUAAUUUAUCAUUUUAUACUAAAAUUGUGAAUAUCAAAUGUUUACUCGAAGAGUUUGCCAAGUGGGAGAAACCUGCCUGUCGUGGUAUUCCUUUCCAAUAGAAUUUAUUCGAGUAGACUGUACAUUUAUAACGGAUGUAUUUGUCGAUAAGUUUCUAUGUUAAAAUAUUGUAAACAGCAGUCUCGAAGACUUUAAAGCAUGGUCUUAUUUACCACGUUCGUUUCAUUUCUAAUGUUUAUCUUGUUCAGAUACGAAGAAUAAAAAGUACGGUUUCAUAGGUUACGCGUCGCGACGAAUUGUUUCGAUUCAACACGAUCGUAAAUUUAUAAAUGGUGUAAGUGUUGUGUCGAAUUAAUGCGAUUAUUGAUCCUUGUCGGUGACAAUAUUACAAAUAACCUGUGAACGUAGCGUUGCCAAAUGUUGCCCAACUACCUAAACACCGCAUAUCUAUAUGAAAUCGUGAGGAAUCUUAACGUUCGAUGGUUUACUAAGCGCUACGUUAUUACUGUGGAAUAAAAUGCACGCUUAUGACAUAUAAGAAUUGGAGUAAAAAUUCCAGAAUAUGGUUACAUGUUAGAAAAAUUCAUCCUAAUUUGCAGGAUAUUACGAUUUUCUAUUUUUGUAUGGUGAAAAUGGCUCAUGCCCUGUUACCGAAUCUUAUCCGUAAACCUGUAACAUCUAAUAUGUCUCCUACAGAUUUUACUCCAACAACUGCCUUAUCCGAGGUGCUGAACUCGGAUCCAGUGAAACGUUUAUUCAGUCGACCAAAUAUUGUUAUUAAAACGAUUCCUUUAAAUGUACAUGCAAAUUCUACCUCGAAUAAUAACAUUGCUGUAAACAA
This is a messenger RNA of Hylaeus anthracinus, 8950 nucleotides long. RefSeq names its product disintegrin and metalloproteinase domain-containing protein 9-like (gene Meltrin). The record is from RefSeq and is a predicted model, not a curated record. Bases 263 to 5173 code for a protein of 1636 amino acids. Gene Ontology annotation, molecular function: metalloendopeptidase activity. NCBI's taxonomy places the organism in Eukaryota, Metazoa, Arthropoda, Insecta, Hymenoptera, Colletidae. The transcript is spliced from 16 exons. Gene Ontology annotation, biological process: membrane protein ectodomain proteolysis.